Molecule: messenger RNA, 1941 nt
Organism: Eimeria tenella
Lineage: Eukaryota; Apicomplexa; Conoidasida; Eucoccidiorida; Eimeriidae
Exons: 1
Coding region: 1-1941 (646 amino acids)
Source: RefSeq, a predicted model, not a curated record
AUGGAGCCAAAAUGGAGCCAAAAUGGAGACAAAAUGGAGCCAAAAUGGAGCCAAAAUGGAGCCAAAAAGGAGACAAAAAAGGAGCCAAAAUGGAGACAAAAUGGAGCCAAAAUGGAGACAAAAUGGAGCCAAAAAGGAGACAAAAAGGAGCCAAAAUGGAGACAAAAUGGAGCCAAAAUGGAGCCAAAAUGGAGCCAAAAAGGAGACAAAAAGGAGCCAAAAUGGAGACAAAAUGGAGCCAAAAAGGAGCCAAAAAGGAGCCAAAAUGGAGCCAAAAAGGAGACAAAAAGGAGCCAAAAAGGAGACAAAAAGGAGCCAAAAUGGAGACAAAAAGGAGCCAAAAUGGAGCCAAAAUGGAGCCAAAAUGGAGCCAAAAUGCUGACAAUCUUCCGCGCUGGAGGGCGUGUCGAAGCCGGCGGUGAUGCGGGUGUGGGGCGGGCAGUCCUGGGGAGGCAUGGGAGUGUCUCCUUGGGGACAAAGUGUCUCCUUUUGGCAGGAGACAGUCCCCUCCGGACAGCUGUCUCCUUGGAGACAGGAGACAGCCGCCCGGGGGCAGCAGGAGACAGCGUCUGGGGCGCAAAGUGUCUCCUUUUGGCCGCAGGAGACGGAGCCCGCGGGGCAGCUGGCCCCGCUGCUGCAGGAGACAGUCUCCGCGGGGCAGCAGGCGACAGCAGCAGCAGCACAAAGUGUCUCCUCCUCGCAGGAGACAGUCCCUCCCGGACAGAAGCGCCGCGGGUCUCUGCAUGCAACGCACUGCUUCAAAAGGGGACUGUAGAAGUAGCCUUUGCUGCAGAGACACUGAGCAGCAGCAGUGGCCCCUUGAGCAGCAGUCCCCGAGUUCUCGUCGCAGGCCCUGCAGCUGCUGUUGCCAAGUGUCUCCUUGUAGGUGUUCACGGGGCAAAGGAGACACCCCUUGGUCUCCUCCGCUGCUGCUGCGCCUGCUGCUGCUGCUGCAGCGCCUGCUGCUGCAGCAGAGCUCGCCGUGCGGUAGUAGUACCCCGGGCCGCACACGCACUCUGCUGCUGCUGCUGCUCCUGCUGCUGCUGUUGUCAUCGAAAGGGGACACUUCACGAGGCCCCGCUCCUCUCCUGUCUCCUUGUCCAGUCCCCCCCGACAGUAAUACCCCACGGGACACUUCUGCAGCAAGGCGCAGCAAGGAGACACUUGGAGACACAAUUGGAGACACAAUUGGAGACACACUUGGAGACACAAUUGGAGACACUUGGAGACGCAAUUGGAGACAUAAUUGGAGACACUUGGAGACGCAAUUGGAGACACAAUUGGAGACACUUGGAGACGCAAUUGGAGACACAAUUGGAGACACUUGGAGACACACUUGGAGACACAAGUGGAGACAGAAGUGGAGACACAAGUGGAGACGCUGUUAGAGACAAAAUUGGAGACAUUACUGGAGACAAUGUUGGAGACACUAUUGGAGGGCGGAUUCGAGAGAAAUUUGGAGACAAAAAGCAUUUGGAGACAAAGGAGACACCACCCGAGCCAGAGCUGGAGAGACAACUGGAGGCGCGGGACAGCUGGAUUUGGGGGUUUGGGGGCUGCGCGCAAACCCUAAAAAAGGGUUUGGCGGACCGUGCAGAUCUGCGUGUCCGGGUCCCUGUACUCCCCCGGCUCGCAGACGCAAAGGGAGACAGAGUCCGCGCCAGCUGUCUCCGUUAUGGCCCCGAGGGGACAGGAGACAGGCCAGCUGUUGGAGACAGUGUCUUUGAAGGUCCCCUGCGGCACGGGGAGACACUGUCUCCCACUGUCUCCGUCGCUGCCCAGCGGCGCGAAGCCCGGCCGGCAGCUGCGCGCAAAGGAGACACUUGGCCCUCGGAGGCCAUGGGGACAACCGGAGACAAACGGAGACAUCGGAGACAAACGGAGACAACAGGAGAGAAAUGGAGAGAAACGGAGACAAUAGGAGACAAUAGGAGACAAUAG